UAGAAUUAAAAAUCUGCGCUCCUCCGCCUUUGUCACCAGUGUUGUGCGCAUUUUUUUUUCCCUCUCCCGCAGCAUGGUGCACGGACUCGGAGACUCAGCGCCGCAUCUUUCUCGGACGACUUAGAUAAGCCAGCAGAACGCUCCUACACCACCUGUUCCCACCUUCAGAGACAAGAUGCAGGAGGUGGACAGCACCCAGGCAGGCUCACAGCGGACCUUCAGUGUCCUGGAUCGCCUGCUGCUCACUCACCCUGUGUGGCUGCAGCUGUCACUCAACCAGGACUCCGCCCUGUACAUCCUGCUCAGAGAGCCUGUUGGGACUUUUCUGGUGCGCAAGUGCAGCUCCAGCCAGAGGAAGGUGCUGUGCUUGAGAGUGGCAGCCGACAGGAGUGCCUCCUCUGUUAAGGAGUGCUUCAUUUGUGAGGAGGACUCCACAUUCGCCUUGGAGAGCUCAGCACUCAGCUUCCCGGACUUGUGUCGUCUGGUGGCCUUCUACUGUAUCAGCAGAGACGUCUUGCCGUUUCCUCUUCAGCUACCAGAGGCCAUUGCCAGUGCCACGACACACCGACAACUGGAAGCCAUCUCGCACAUGGGACAGGAGUUCUGGAGCUCACCGAGUGCUGUAGACAUCCAAAACGGGCCCCUCGGGCCUGUUGCAUCAACCAGCAGCCCCCAUGCCCAAAUGGGGGGGGCUCAGGACCGAUGGUCUCUGAUGACUCGAGGCAAGCAAGGCAAGGUCUGCUUCAUCAACCCGCUCUUCCUUCAGCUGGAGGUUUGGAAGCAGCCACAACACACCAACCACAGCGCCUCCAAUAAACGGCACCGCUUCAAGCGCAGCAUGCGUCUCCGGCUCUCAGAGUCCUCCAUGAAUUUGUCCCUGGAAGGCAUUGGCUCCUACUCACCUCCGCCGUCGGUGGAGCAACCCGGCGGGUCGGAGGGGCUGCACAAGGCUAGCCCUAAUCCCCAGAGAAGAGUUCACGCGGGGGCCGGCGUCCUGAGGAGAACUCCCGCAGUCUCGCCCGGGUCAGCAGAGGAAGACGACAUGAUGGCCAUUUAUGUGCCACAGGCAUCUGCUGCUGCCGAUGAGACACCCAAGUUCCAGCAGGAGGCGGGAAUCGAAGGGACAGUUCUGGGCCUGGAGCGCCGGCCGGCUCCGUCCUUGGCUGAGCUCGACAGCUGCAGCUCCUUCAGCAGCAUGGAGGACGAAAACGACUCCGAUUCAGAACCAGAAAGCAUGGCCCAAGCCCAAACAAACGCCUUCCACCGCCCGCCACUGGUCCGCUCGCGAGGCCGCGGAGGGCUACAUCGCAUGAGCGAGGCGUUUGUGUGUUUCUUCGCGCCCGACAAGCGUCUGACUCGACUGGUGGAGGAACUGGCCCGGGACAGACGCUCGGUCUUCGGGGGCACGGUUCAGGACUUCCUCCAGGAGCAGAGAAAGGUGCUGAAAGCGCUGAGCUCCUCUUCGUCGUCUUCGGCGACAGGUGCAACUUCGGUGCAGCUUCUGCAAGGCCUGCGCCUCUUCCUGUCACAGGCGAAGUGUUGCCUGCUGGACAGCAGAGAACUUGAGCCUCCCAUUGAAACCCUGGUGCCCGAGAACGAGAAAG
Molecule: messenger RNA, 1604 nt
Organism: Fundulus heteroclitus (mummichog)
Lineage: Eukaryota; Metazoa; Chordata; Actinopteri; Cyprinodontiformes; Fundulidae
Product: ras and Rab interactor 2-like
Exons: 8
Source: RefSeq, a predicted model, not a curated record